GACCGCUCGAGGGAUUAUUGCACACUCGUCUCACCUCCUAUCCUCUUCCUUUCACCUCUCUCCCACAAUAAUCGAGCCCUCCUCGCCAGCACACCUCGAAUUGGUGGACUGCCAUUCGUAUCUCCAUCACAUCACACCUCACAAAAAAGUACUCGCCAACACAAUGCCUGGUGUUGUGCAAGGGCCGUCGACCCUCUACGACAAGGUCUUCGCGCAGCAUAUUGUUGAUGAGAAGCCGGACGGCACAGUUCUCUUGUACAUUGACCGCCACUUGGUGCACGAAGUCACCUCCCCACAGGCAUUCGAAGGCCUGAAGAAUGCUGGCCGCAAAGUGCGAAGACCAGACAACACCCUCGCCACGACCGACCACAACGUCCCAACGACGACGCGAAAAAACUUCAAAAACAUCAGCGACUUCGUCAAAGAGGAUGACAGCAGGUUACAAUGCGAGACUCUGGAGCAGAACGUCAAGGACUUCAAGCUCACUUACUUCGGCCUCGGCGACAAGAGACAGGGUAUUGUGCAUGUCAUUGGACCGGAGCAAGGCUUCACCCUUCCUGGAACCACUGUUGUAUGUGGUGACUCUCACACCAGCACACAUGGCGCAUUCGGUGGCCUGGCCUUCGGUAUCGGUACCAGUGAGGUCGAGCAUGUCUUAGCCACGCAGACCCUCAUGACGAAGCGAAGCAAGAAUAUGAAGGUGGAAGUGAAUGGAGAGCUUGCACCAGGAGUCAGUAGUAAGGACAUCGUCCUGCACGUCAUCGGCCUCAUUGGCACCGCUGGUGGUACUGGGCACGUGAUGGAGUUCUGCGGCUCUACUAUUCGCAGCCUCAGCAUGGAAGCAAGAAUGAGUAUGUGUAACAUGUCUAUCGAGGGCGGGGCUCGUGCCGGCAUGGUCGCUCCCGAUCAGACCACAUACGAGUACGUCAAGGGUAGGCCGUUGGCACCCAAGUACGAUUCGCCAGAGUGGAAAAAGGCACUCAAGAACUGGGAAGGCCUCAAGAGCGACCCAGGCGCGAAGUGGGACGCUGAAGUCAUUAUUGACGCGAAGGAUAUCGCACCGACUGUGUCGUGGGGCACUUCGCCCCAAGACGUCGUACCCAUUACUGGCAAAGUUCCAGGCCCUGAUGACUUCGAGGAUAAGGACAGGAAGAUGGCGUGCGAGCGAUCUCUUCAGUAUAUGGGUCUGACGGCGGGAACGCCCAUGACCGAGAUCGAGAUCGACAAGGUCUUCAUUGGAUCUUGCACCAACUCUCGAAUUGAAGAUCUUCGGAUCGCAGCACACAUUGUCAAGGGCAAGAAGAUUGCAUCAAAUCUCAAGCGAGCAAUGAUUGUACCAGGUUCCGGGCUGGUCAAGCAAAGAGCAGAAUCCGAAGGCCUUGACAAGAUCUUCAUCGAUGCUGGCUUCGAGUGGCGGGAAGCUGGUUGCUCCAUGUGCUUAGGCAUGAAUCCGGAUAUCCUGUCACCAAAAGAGCGAUGUGCAAGCACCAGUAAUCGCAACUUUGAAGGUAGACAGGGCGCGUUGGGUCGGACGCACCUGAUGUCGCCUGCAAUGGCUGCUGCAGCUGCCCUUGCCGGGAAGCUUGCGGAUGUUCGACACCUUCAAGGUUACGAGCAGGCCAUUCCUAAGGCCAAGGUUGCACCUACGAAUAUUGAGCCUUACACAGAAGACCCCGAGUCGGACGCUGACCUCGACAAGAUCCUCGACCUCCCACAAGAGCAGGACAUGACAGUGUCGCCAAGCGAUGCACAAAAGUCUGCUUCCGGAUCUCCCGGUAUGCCACCAUUCAAGCAGCUGAAGGGUAUUGCUGCUCCCAUGGAUCGCAGCAACGUUGAUACAGACGCCAUCAUUCCCAAACAGUUUCUGAAGACCAUCAAGCGUGCCGGUCUUUCCAUUGGUCUAUUCUACGCUUGGCGCUUCAACGCGGAUGGCACGCCCAACGAGGACUUUGUCCUGAACCGUGAGCCUUACACCAAAUCCAAGAUUCUGGUCGUUAGUGGCCCCAACUUUGGAUGUGGAUCCUCGAGGGAACACGCACCAUGGGCGUUGUUGGAUUUCGGCAUCAAAUGUGUCAUUGCCAGCUCCUUUGGAGACAUUUUCUUCAACAAUACCUUCAAGAACGGCAUGUUGCCGCUGAGGAUUACCGACCAGAAGAUAUUGCAGCAGCUGAUGGAGGAGGCCAACGCAGGCAAAGAGCUUGAGGUGGACUUGGAGAACAAUGUCAUCAAGGAUGCUGAUGGAAACACGAUUACGAGCUUCGAGGUCGAAGAGUUCAGGAGACACUGCCUGAUCAAUGGACUGGAUGAUAUAGGCCUCACUAUGCAGGACGACGACAAGAUUACGAGAUUCGAGAAGAGGCGCUCGGAAGAGACUCCUUGGUUGGACGGCUCUGGGUACUUGGCCAAGCAUCGGACUGGACCAGUCAAGGUCGAAGCCGUACCCGUGCCCAAGACGAAUCGUGGCGAGGACAAGACUGAGCCGCUCGAGUGGUAGAUCACUCGAUGCGAACAUAAAAUUCGCUCUUAACAGCGAGGAGUUGAUGUGUAUUUUUUUUCCUUUUUAGCGAGAUGCAAAAUGAAUGAUGCCGGUGGGGCUGUUCGCCUGCAAAGCGAACCACAAAACCACGUUCCGAUCCAUUUCACACUGUAUCUCUCCCCAUUUUAUCACUUCUCCACCCCCGCAAAAUUCCUCCUCUCAUGCUCCAUAAUCGCCUCCACCUUCGCCGCACUCGCACUCGUCGGAUCAAACCGAUAACCAAUCCACUCCCUCACCAACCUCCUCGCCAACUCCAACCCCACCACUCUCUCACCCAAACACAACACCUGCGCAUCAUUACUCAAAACCGCCCUCUCGACACUAAAACUAUCAUGCGCCGUCACGGCCCUCACUCCAGGGACUUUAUUCGCACUAAUCGCCACCCCCAAGCCCGUGCCACAAAUUAACAACGCGCGAUCGACUUCGCCGGCCGCGACGAGUUUGGCUGCGUCGACGGCUGGAUGUGGAUAGGCGGUUUUGUCGGCCGAGGUGUGCACUCCGACGUCGAUAAUGUGGGCGAUGCGGGGGUCGGCUUCGAGGUCGGCUUUGAUGGUGCUUUUGUAGUUGCAGCCGGCUUCGUCGGCGCCUAGAGCUAUGCGGAGGGGGGUUUGAGACAUGAUUUUUCUUUUUGUACUCUCGCGUCUUUUCUUGGAGGUGGAGAUGAUUGUUCUUGUUCGCUUGAGGGAGAUUCUCGGGUGAUGAGGGGGUCUUGAUACCAACUCGAGACUUUCGGGGCUGUUGAGUGUGUGUGUGUGUAUAAAAGGUAGGUAGGAGGUAGGUAGUUGGAAGGUCUUAUAGGCUAGGUAGUUUCCAGUAACUUGGCUCUUGCCAACCCAAGUCCUCAAGAAUCCGAUAGGUGGUAGCUGACGAAUUUGUUUAGCAAAAAAGAGGCUAGAACGAACGUGAACAGGUUAUACCCAAGGCAGGAACGAUAUUUAUACCACCUUUCAUAGCCCCGGCAUCUGGUGUACAUGGAACGGUGUACCUACCACCAAAUGACUUGGUGGUGGGGUACAGGGUACAUGUCACGUCGGGAUGCCGUAUCAGGUAAAUCGUACACCAACUUCCCCUCCUCCUUCCCCGAGACUUAUCUACUCUGAUCUUUUGAAGUAUCUUCCAUGCCAAGAGCGUGCUGGGGGAGCGAGGGUGACAAAUUCGCAAAUCACGCUAUUAUCAUUGCCACAAGUACAAGCAGUACUCGCGAAUAGUAGUCUCAUUGCAUCCAUCUAGUCUGUGUGCAAGAGAACAAUGUCUCCAAUUAUUCCUCUUCAUCGUCCUCUUCGUCAUCUUCCUCCAUGCCUUCCGCAGCGUCCACUUCAAACGUCGGCGCUUGAUCUACCCCGACAUAACUAUCACUCAUCAAGAACAAUGUCAACUCAUGCUUUCCAGGAGUCGGAAGCACAAUUUCCAACUUGGUCUUCAGCUCUCGCACAACCGUGACUCUCUUGAUUGCAAGCAGAUUCUUCGUGCUCUCCUCACCCACCACCAGCCACCAAUUCUCCGUCUUCUCGGCCGGGUAGAAAGGUGCGUGAACUUGAAGGUUGGGCUCUUCAUCUUCUUCAAGUUGCCGUGUGACUGAAAUGUUGACAUAUGAAGGCUGCCCAGAUGCUACAUUCUCGGGGUCUGCGAGCUCAAACUCCAGCUCCACGUUGGGGUAACGCUCGUUGAUGAAGCGUGCCGCAUCUGCGAGCUGAGAGUGAUUGAGACCAAGACCAGCCAUGAGCUUGCCAUGAUCAGGGUUCUCAUCAGGAUCCAUAGCAUCUUGAAACUCAACGACGUCCUUGAUGUUGAAAGUGCUACAGACUUCGAUCUUGUCGUCCUCGAAGUGUGGAAUCUGUUUGAGUGGCGAGUCGCGAUCCCACAUAGCUUGUACGACCAUUUGACUGAUUUCCAUGGCGUUCAUGGCAUUGAGGUGUCCUUCUGAUGAGAGCACAUCAACACAGGCGCUCAGGAUGCUCAGUACCUUGCGUAGAAUGAUCUCCUGAUCCUUUGCAAGAUCUGCUGGCAGCUGCAUGCGAGAGAAGUGUGCCUGCAGGAGAAGGAAUGACUUGAAGUGCGGCGACUCAAAAUUGACUUCCGCGAGCUUGACAGGGACGCGUUCGUAUAUGCGCUCCAGAACGUGCUCCUCGUGUCUGCGGAUCUGAAUGUCUUCGAAUUCCGUUGCAGCAGUCACAAUUUCCAAUAUUCCCUUGAGCUUCGUGCCACGCUUCAGGGAGAGUAGCAACGUCUGCAUCGUGAUGAAGGAGAUAUUGUAGUAUGCUGCGAUCAUGGCUGCGUUGAGUGGCGUGAUUGUAUCUUCAUCUUCGUCGAUCUCGAUGAUCUUGGCGUCCGACAAGUCCUUCAGUGUCUGUUCGACUUGCUCAGACAGGUACGCGCUGAGACCAUCAUGUGAGGUGUCCGUAAGGCCAUAGAAGCUGGGAUUCGCAAGUAGUCUUCGGUAGAGAUAAGUGUAGGUAGUCCAGUCCACCGCAUCCUGAGUGCUUUCGAUGGUCUUGGUGCUAAUUUCCGUCACAAAUGCAUCGUGCAGAUACGAUAGCAGUUGACUCUCGAUUGGCAGAGCCUCGCCCAAGAACUUCUUGUAGUAUGCUCGUUUGGUGUCUGGGCACAUGAGAACACCGCGCGCGUCCUUGUCCUCGCCUGGUCGACCAGCUUUGCCGAACAUUUGCAAGACUUCUGCAAUGGGAUAAUCGAUGUAGCGAUGUUCACGGCCCUCGAAGAACUGCGUUCCCAUGACAAUGACUAAAUGUGCUGCAGGCUGGAUUUCCCAGCAGCAAUCUCGUGCGACGAUCAGGAUUUGCACAGCGCCUUGCUGGAACAACGAUGUGGUAAUGCGCUUGUCGGAAUCGCUCAAUGCCUCAUGAUAGUAUGCGAUACCGUGCGACAAUGACUCGGCCAACGUCUUCUCCUUGACCUUCGUCAGGAUCGGUGCAAGCUGCUCGGCUUCAGUCCGCAGAAAGCGGUCUUCACUGUCGGCUGCAACACAUGCGGCCAGCAGGUCCUGUGCUGUGGCUCGAACUUGCUUCCUACUUGGUACAAAAACCAUAGCUGGCUUCUCUGGGGCAUAUUGUAGAAUAGCCUGGUAGGUGGGCUUGACCAUCGCCAACAUGAGUGACGGGAAAUGGGGGAUGUUGAACGCCUGCAAGUGCAAAUUCAGUGGCAACGGCCGGUUAUUGGGGCUGAAGUUGAAGAUUGUGCGCUUGCUGCAACCGAUCCACUCGCCAAUGUCCUUAGCAUUGGAAAGCGAGACGCUCAGUCCGAUCGUACGGAGGUUAUUCUCGAGCUGGACUUUGAUUGCUUGCGUGCGUGAAAUGACAGCCUCAUAGGUGUAACCACCGUGACCACCUAGCAUAUGCAGAUCGUCUGCAACGACGAGCUCAACACUCUGGACGUUCUUUCUGCGCUGCCAUUGGCGCGACAUCAUGUCCCACUGUACCGGAGUGGCGAGGAUCAGGUCGCCCUCGGCCAAUAGCUUCAGGUCAGCGGUGGUCUCGCCAGUGAGCUUGACGAUAGUCUUGCCGCCUGACAAAGAUCCGAGGGUCUUCUUCCAUGCCUCACAGCGGAUAUCAACUUGCUGCUGGAAUGGUGCAAUGUACACUGCUUUGCCGCCUUCAGCUUUUGUGAAGUGCCGUAGCAGCGCAAACUCAGCGCAUAUGGUCUUGCCGCUACCUGUCGGUGCACCAAUGUAGACGUUCUCGUCCGAGCGGAAGAGCGCAUCAAAGGUCUGCGUCUGGAUUUUGUUGAACUGCCCCAGUCCGGAGUACAAGUUGAUGAACUCGUCUCUCUUCAGCUGUUCCACGGUCAGGGGUUGCAUGUCCAAGAGCUGGGUGUGGGCCGGGAACUUUUCAGGAAGCGCCAACUUUUGAAACGAGAGUGUGAGCUUGCUCUCAGCAUGCAUCCAUCGGUCGCUAAUCACAGAGAUGAAGUAGUUCGGCGGCAUCGGCUCUGUUAUCGGCACAGUGAACUCGACCAGAUGCUCGUUCAUUUCAGCUUCUGCAUACUCCUUUCGGAGCAGGAAUUGAUCGUGGAACAAGAUCUCUUCGCCAUCACAGUCCUCAACCAUGAUCCACCAAUUCUCAGCACGGCCGUGAAUGGUAUCGUCCCAUUGAAACUUAGGUGUAAUGGUCAAUUCAACCCGAAGCAUGCUGCGAGUGAUGGGCUGACACUGCGCCUGGAUUUCUAGUCUGGGAAACUUGGCCACCAGGUUGCAGACCUGUCGCCCCUGUUUAGGCAUACCCAGAAGCUCACCCAUGCGAGGCGGAUCGAGAUCAAAGUAGCUCUGCCAGGGCACGUCCAUCCGCUCAGCUUUCUUGAUUAUGUCCGGCGAGCAGUCCAGGAACUGGCGGAGAGGAGUCAUGGUAGGCCACAUACGCUUCUCCGCCAUCUUGCACAGAUCAAGCGCGUCCUUUGCAACCUGUGCCCAGCCCUUUUUGAGCGCGAUCUCAAACAUGGCGCGAAGAAUACGACCAGCAGACUGAGUGACAUAGACGAGAUCUGCCAUGAGCGCGAGCCCUUCCAGCUUCAGUCGACUCACAUAUGCCUGCAGAAGAACAUUGAUCUUGCACUGUGGCUCAUCAAUGGUCUCCUUGACUGGGAUGGGCACUCUUCCGAGCAGUUUCGCCAAUUCGAGCUUCUCAUCCUGUCGUACAGGAAUGUACUUGAAUUCAUCGCUGAGCGCAAACACUCUGAACAGCUCGAUGGGGCUGACGGAGGGCUGGAUGUGCAGGUUAUAUGUCAUCAUACUGUUGUGUGUGAUGUAGUAAUGACUUGCAACACGGCCCAGAUCUUUACUCUGCAGGCGUCCACUCUUCUUGUCGUAGGCAAUGAGGCUCGCCUUUUCGAGCACGACAGCCGCCGAGUGUAUGAGAUCGACCCGUUUCUGCUCGAGAAUCUCAUCUUGAUCGUAGUCAGCGCCAACUUGAUAGAGCGCAGGCGAGCGCAGCAUGCGAACGAAGAGAUAGGUAUAGCUGAGCCAUUCCACACCUUCGUCCCGCGUACGCACGUUUCCAAGUACGAUCUCAGCGUUCAGAUUGUCUGCCAGCUUCGAAACAAAUUGCGAUUCAAUUGGCAAUUGCUGAUUGAGAAGUGACAGAUAAUACUGUAUCUCAGCCUGUGUCGUGAUGAUGAUCCCCUCACCAUACGUAUCGUAUUGUGGACGACCAGCACGACCCAGCAUUUGUAGGACAUCUUGAGGGCUCAGCUCAACCCAAGAACCCUUUUCAGGAGAGUAAAUUUGCGUGCCCUUGAUGAUGACGGUGUGGGCAGGUAAGUUGACACCCCAAGCCAGCGUAGCAGUACACACGAGUACUUGAAUGGCACCAUCGGCGAACAGAUCUUCCACUGAAGUUCUGUCCGCCCGCGACAUUCCAGCAUGAUGUAUACCAAAACCAUACGGCAAAACGUCUUUCAGUUCUGCGUUUUGGCACGAUUCGGCUUCUGAACGUAAGAUUUCUCGCGAUGCGGCAUCCGAGCGCAGAAUCUGGCCGAUCGUGUCCAGCUCGAGCGCCUUGUCACGAAUGUACUUGGCAGUUUUUGCUGUCUCCUUGCGCGAGUGAACGAAGAUGAGCAUCUGGUUCUUGUUCUGACCGACUUGCUCAAGCACUUUGGUGUAGCAGACAUCGUUCAUGGUCUUGAGCUGCUUGAUAGCCUUCUUCUCAGUCACGCCAAUAAACUCCUGCUUGAGGGGACAGGGCCGGAAUGUACCGUCGAAAUGGAACAGAUCCUUUGAUACAUCAACUCUGAGGAAAGAUGCAACAUCGCGGUAAUUAGGAAGCGUCGCGGACAGACCGACGAUGCGGACUGGGUCGCCUGUCUGUUCUGUUCGUCGGAUCGUCCGAGCAACGAUACUCUCCAGGACUGGACCACGGUCAUCAUGCAGCAAAUGGAUCUCGUCAAUACAGAUCAAGCGUACUAAGUUGGUGUAGCUCGUGUCGGUGGCCUUCCGUGUGAUGACAUCCCACUUCUCAGGCGUCGUGACAAUGACAUUGGUCUCCGCGAUCUGCUGCUUUGUGAGUUGACGAUCACCCGUGAGCUCAGCUACCCUGAUGCCAUAUGAUUCAAGUCGCUUGCCAAAGUUGCCCACUUGCUCUUGCACUAAAGCCUUCAGAGGCGCGAUGUAAAUAAUCUUGAAUUCUUCCAGAUUGAUGCGACCAGUCGAAGGAUCGCGGUGCUUGCCAAUCUCGCGAAGCAUAGCAAGCAUGGCAACGUUCGUUUUUCCAGAGCCCGUCGGAGCACAAAUAAGCAUGUUGCCAUCGUCGAGGAACGCAGAGUCGUGACAUUCGGUUUGAAUGCGAUUCAGCGAUGGAUUCGAGCCAAAGCCAGCCCUCGCCCAGGCAGGGAGCUCUUCCAGCUUGAUGAGAGGUCGCUCCCCUGGGACCUGUUUCCUUUUCGGUGCCGGGACAUGGAUCUCCUCGUAGCCUUUGAACGCACGCUUCGUCGAGCCUUGAGGCAGUCGUACGUUUUGGUUGGUCAUCAAGUGGUUUCCCUGAUCAAACUUCAAAUCUUCCAGAUUCAGCGUCUUGCGUGGUUGCAUGCCGCCGACCAGGCCAUCCUUCUUGAUAUCCUCGUCGUCCUUGACCUCAAGCUUCGCAUCCAGCUGCAUUGGAUCGAGCUUCACCUGCAUCCUUGUCUUGCCCGUGGCCUCGUCACGUCCACGCAGCUCUUUCAGAAUACUAGCAUGCCCAGCAUUCACCAUCUCCUUCUCCACGAUGACACGCGACUCCUCAUCUUCAGCAACUCGUCGCCACCUUGUGACCCAGACGAUCUUAUCUCUGUUCUUCACGAGCUUGCCCACAAGCUCGUGGUGAUCAUAGUCGAACAGCUCCAUGAGAUCAUUCUCGACUUGUCCCAAUGGCUUCUCCUCGCCUGCCUCAUCUGUAGCAGACAUGAUAGCCUCGGCCUCUCGCGUCUUUUCUGCUUGUAUAUGUGCAUCGUCAUAUAUAUCACCAAUAUGUCGCUGCAGCCAGUAUGCAUCGAUAUCGUGCGCAGCGACAAAGUUUGGGUCCUUUUCUUCCCUGCCUGUCCGCCUGGGUCGAUUCUCAAUGACCAUUCCAUCGUCGUCUUCCUCAUUGCCGCCAUCUGCAUCAGGCGGCGAACCAGCGCCAUCAGUUGCAGCAUCUUCGGCACCCAUAGCCAGCUCGUCUUCUGACUCGUCGUUCUGCUCCCGGACCUCGAAUGUCUGAUUGGCGCCAUCGUCCUCGCUUUCGUCACCAAAAUCAACUGCAACACCUUGCUGCUCGUCCAUGUCGGCUUCAUCGGCGUUGGAUCCACCCAUCUCUUGAUCAUCAUCUUGUGCAUCAUAAUCCGUGAUCUUUUUGCCCAGGUUGACCAGCUGAUUGAACUCUUUGCUCGAUAGCGUAAUGCCCAGGAUAUCGUCAAUUUCCUUCUUCCUGUCGAAGUCCUUCAUUCCGUCAUCCUUGAGGUAUUCGAGAAUCGAGUCGGUGGCAGAGGCGGUAAUGGCCAAGCCAUAGUCGCCACCCAUCUUUUGCGCCACAUUCGAGGAGAUCAGAUCGUACACGUCUUUCGUUGCGGCUGUUCGAGGUCGAUAUCGCAGGCCCUCAAUGUUCAUAUCCUGGGCGCUCAAGAUGCCCGCCUGUCGUGAACUUUGCACAGGUUCUGUCCUCUUCCUCUUUUUUGCGCCUUCGUUGGUCGCACCAGAGACUGGAGCCCUUUCCCUUGCCGUUCUCGAUCCCAUCUCUCCCAGCUUGAUCUUUCCUGCCAGCGACUCCGGAUCGCCAGUUGCAUCAUCGCCUCGGCGCGAGACAAAUCGUCGGUCGGCCUGGAGGACCAAGUUGGACAUGGCCGCAUAUUUGUACUGGCCCAGAUUGUCCGGGUCGCCCUUUCCUUGUUUCGACAUGAUGGCGG
This is a messenger RNA of Sphaerulina musiva SO2202, 10396 nucleotides long. RefSeq names its product 3-isopropylmalate dehydratase. The record is from RefSeq and is a predicted model, not a curated record. Gene Ontology annotation, biological process: L-leucine biosynthetic process. The coding region runs from base 164 to 2494 and encodes 776 amino acids. NCBI's taxonomy places the organism in Eukaryota, Fungi, Ascomycota, Dothideomycetes, Mycosphaerellales, Mycosphaerellaceae. Gene Ontology annotation, cellular component: 3-isopropylmalate dehydratase complex. The transcript has 3 exons. Gene Ontology annotation, molecular function: 3-isopropylmalate dehydratase activity; 4 iron, 4 sulfur cluster binding.